UUUGGAAUUCUAGGGGAACGUUUUCGAGUUGUGGUUUUCCGUUCUUGCGUCACGGGGGAACGCCGGAUAUCAGAAUUCGCCAAGUUUCUACUGCGAGCCCCGCCCGCCUCAUUGAAUCGAAAAGCCAACUCGAUGCGAUGAAAUAUUCGUAUCGCUUGGAAUGUCGGUUUAUCAUGACGAAGUCGAAAUCGAGGACUUUGAAUACGAUGAGGAGUCCGAGAGCUAUUUCUUCCCGUGUCCGUGUGGAGAUCGCUUCGUAAUCACCAAACUCGACCUCCAGAACGGCGAAGAGGUGGCAACAUGUCCUAGCUGCUCGCUGGUUGUUAAAGUGAUCUACAACCCCGAAGACUUUCCCUACGAAGACGAGGAGAAAAUCGCGGUAGCCUCUAGCGCGACUCUCGCGAAGAAUUGA
This is a messenger RNA of Galendromus occidentalis (western predatory mite), 412 nucleotides long. It is a transcript of the gene Dph3, whose product is annotated as Diphthamide biosynthesis 3. The coding region runs from base 161 to 412 and encodes 83 amino acids. Gene Ontology annotation, biological process: protein histidyl modification to diphthamide. The transcript has 2 exons. Gene Ontology annotation, molecular function: metal ion binding. The record is from RefSeq and is a predicted model, not a curated record. NCBI's taxonomy places the organism in Eukaryota, Metazoa, Arthropoda, Arachnida, Mesostigmata, Phytoseiidae.